AUGGCUCUGGAUGCAACAAGCGGCUAUGCCGCCGGAGCCCACGACCAUGUGGCGCUCCCCAUCUUCGACGUGCAGAAAGUACAGAUGCGAUUCGACAUCUCGGCCGACUUCGUAGCAGCACAAGUCGCGAACAAUGUCCUUGUGCUCGCGCUGUCCACCGGCCGCAUCCUCCGCUUCGAUCUUGACAACCCCGAAGACAUCGACGAUAUCGACCUGCCCAAGCGACCCGCAGAAAUCGGCGUCAUCCGCAAGCUGUUCCUCGAUCCCUCCGCAUCGCAUCUGCUCAUCUCCACGACCCUGGGCGAGAACUACUACCUGCAUACGCAAUCGCGGCAGCCGAAAGUGUUGGGAAGACUGAAGGGCGUGCAAGUGGAAAGCGUAGCAUGGAACGCAUCGCAGCCUACAGCUUCGACGCGAGAGAUCUUGGUGGGAAGCACUGAUGGGAACGUGUACGAGGCAUACAUCGAACCAGAACACACCUACAGAAGCAUAGAGAAGUACGUGCGGAAUGUCUACAACCCUCCGCACGGACCCAUCGUUGGCCUCUACACAGACCUGGUGUCUACACGGCCUGAAGUCAGGCGGGUCCUGAUCGCUACGCAGCACAAGCUAUACCAUUUUGUUGGCAGGUCAGCGGGACGCGGGAAUGAAUCCUCAAUAUACGCAAAGUUGCUGGAAAGCGAGGAGCCCACAGUGCACGAAAUCGAUAGAACAGUCAAUGCGACCUACGCCUGCUUGGCUACCUCGCCAGAUCCUCCCGAUGCGCCGCCUUCUGUACUGGAUGGACAGAGUGCAGAACGUGCAUACGCAUGGCUUUGCGCAGAGGGGAUCUACCACGGAAGACUGUUGACAUCGUCGCCCGAUCUUGCAACGCUGGGCAAGCAGCUCUUCAAAGAGUCGAAGAUGUUCCAGCACUCUAAGCUUCCUCCGAUACAGUCCACCAGCGGCAGACAUCGAGCCGCGCAGCCCCCCGUCGCUGCAACGAUCUUGACACAGUUCCACAUCUUGGCUUUGGUGGAUGGCCGGAUAACAGGCAUCAACCGCCUAGACGAGACUGUGGUGUACAACCAGCAGAUCCUCGAAAGUGGCCAGCCAAACCUUGGUCUCUUCGCCGACCAUCAGAAGAACACAUACUGGCUUUUCACACCACAGGAGAUCUUCGAGAUCGUAGUGACAGACGAAGCAAGACAUGUAUGGAAGAUCAUGCUUCAGCAAGGCCAAUACGAAGCCGCGCAGCAGUACGCCAAGACCGCAGAGCAGAAGGACGCUGUCGCAUCGAUGACUGGCGAUCACCUCAUAUCGCAAGGCAAGUUCACCGAAGCUGCUAUCAUACUUGGCAAGAGCACAAAGCCUUUCGAAGAUGUCGCGCUCAGCUUCAUCGACAAGGGUGAGCAUGACGCCCUGAGAAGAUAUCUUCAAGUCAAGCUGUCGACGUUGAAGCGGAGCGCAACAAUGCAGCGAAUCAUGCUGGCUAGCUGGAUGAUCGAGUUGUACAUGGCGAAGCUCAAUCAGCUCGACGAUACCAUCUCGACCAGAGCUGAACUUGCAGCGGACGGCACAGCCACAUCGGCAGACACACAGAAACAGCUUCCUGUCAUUCGCAAGGAGUUCCAGGACUUCGCCUCGAAAUACAAAUCGGACCUCGACAGGAAGACCACCUAUGAGAUUAUCAGUGCGCAUGGUCGAGAAGAAGAGCUACUAUACUUCGCCAACCUUGUGGAGGACUACAACUAUGUGCUGUCGUAUUGGGUCAACCGCGAGAGGUGGCAGGAAGCCAUGACUGUGCUCAAGAAACAGUCAGACCCAGAAAUGUUCUGCCGAUACAGCACAGUAAUGAUGGCACAUCUAGCAUCUGAGCUUGUCGACGUGCUCAUGCGCCAGACUGGUCUGGACGUCAAGAAGAUCAUCCCAGCACUGUUGAACUACAACAAGAUCCUAGGCGAUGGAACGUCGAUCAACAAUAAUCAGGCGAUACGGUAUCUGCUGUUCUGUAUCAACCACUCGCAUUCCACCGAACCUGCUGUACACAACACGCUGAUCUCCAUGUACGCCGCGCACUCGACAAAAGACGAAAGCGCUCUUCUGAGCUAUUUGCAGACGCAAGCAGACAAUCGGCAUCAAUUCUACGAUGCCGACUUCGCUCUUCGCCUUUGCAUCGGGCACAGGCGUGUUCAGUCCGCUGUCCACGUGUACACUACAAUGGAACAGCACGCUGCCGCAGUCGAUCUUGCAUUGAAGUACGAUGAAGUAGAGCUUGCGGCAGAAGUGGCUGAUCGCCCCGGUAUCCAAGAUCCGUUGCGCAAGAAACUCUGGCUCAAGGUUGCAAAGAAGGUCAUUGGCCAAAACAAGGGCAUCAAAGCUGCCAUCGAGUUUCUGAAACGCUGCGACCUGCUGAGGAUUGAGGAUCUGAUACCUUUCUUCCCUGACUUCAUCGUCAUCGACGACUUCAAGGAGGAGAUCUGUGCCGCACUUGAGGAGUACAGCCGGCAGAUCGAUGCGCUAAAGCGCGAGAUGGACGAGUCAGCAUCGACAGCACAGCACAUCAAAGACGACAUCAAGUCUCUCGACCAACGAUAUGCCAUCGUCGAGCCCGGCGAGAGAUGUUGGAAGUGCAGACUCCCACUGCUUAUGAGGCAGUUCUUCGUCUUUCCAUGUCAGCACGCCUUUCAUGCAGAUUGUCUGGGCGAAAUGGUCAUGAACAUGGCCGGCAUGGGCAAAGGCAAGCGAAUUAGAGAGCUGCAGAAAGAGAUUGGCCGUGGCGUCGCUCUCGGUAAGAGGAGGGAAGGCAUGGUGAAGGAGCUCGACGGUCUUGUUGCUGGUGCUUGUGUGCUGUGCAGCGAGAUGGCUGUGAAGCAGAUCGAUGAGCCCUUCAUUACUGCUGCCGACAAUAAACAGGAGUGGGCGGUAUGA
Molecule: messenger RNA, 2910 nt
Organism: Fulvia fulva
Lineage: Eukaryota; Fungi; Ascomycota; Dothideomycetes; Mycosphaerellales; Mycosphaerellaceae
Product: Vacuolar protein sorting-associated protein 18
Exons: 1
Coding region: 1-2910 (969 amino acids)
Biological process (GO): vacuole organization; organelle fusion; vesicle-mediated transport
Cellular component (GO): HOPS complex; endosome
Molecular function (GO): protein-macromolecule adaptor activity
Source: RefSeq, a predicted model, not a curated record